Messenger RNA from Eriocheir sinensis (Chinese mitten crab), 2739 nucleotides. RefSeq lists its product as uncharacterized. The transcript is spliced from 12 exons. The record is from RefSeq and is a predicted model, not a curated record. NCBI's taxonomy places the organism in Eukaryota, Metazoa, Arthropoda, Malacostraca, Decapoda, Varunidae. Gene Ontology annotation, molecular function: protein binding. The coding region runs from base 764 to 2254 and encodes 496 amino acids.
UGACGGGCAUGCGCUCCACCCCGGAGAGAGAGAGAGGAAGGAGAGGGAGACGGGGAGUGACAGAACAUCAUUUCGGUACUCCACUCCCACUCCCACUCCACUCCCACCGCCUUCAGUCCGCAAGAGGAAAGUAGGCUACUCCUCCACCUUCCCCGUGUUCCGUAUCGCCGUGUUUCCGCUGCCUCAGGUCACCAGGUGGGCUAAACAGAGGUCACUAAACUGGUUGAUAAAAGCGACGCGACAGAAUUCACCGUGAGGGAGUGAGAUAGGAGUGUCAAAAUCAACCCAACUUCACCUGUUAUCUUAUCAACUUAUCCGUGUGAAAAAAAAGGUUUAUUUACGUCGUUAUCGCCUCUGUGUGUUUGGUGUCAACGAAAGAACAAGAGCAAGUUAUACGGAAAUCAAGUCAACCUUCCAACUCUGUCACCGGUUGCCUCAUCCGUCGCUUAAAACGUUUCUUCAACAUCCGUAUCGCCUUCGUGUCUGUGCCAGUGACAGUCUGUGUGGCGUGGGUGAGGUGUUGAGGCCCCCAGAAAGGCUCCAUAACGCCCGCCUUUCAAUCUACGUGGACAGCAGUGUGAAAAUCGAGAGGAAGAAGGUGGGGGAAUAAGUGAUCCACAUUCUCCAUCACAACCUCCACCAUCACCACCAUCGCGACCCACCACCGCCAUCAUAGUGAAGUUCCAUCGACUGAAGCUCCUCCGUCCACUUCCCUCCACACUACCACUAGCGGCGCCUCGUCAGAAGUGGUGGAGGAGCCGUGAUGGCGGAGUGGAGGCCGGUGAACAUCGCCACCAUCACGGAGGAGAAAGUGGAGGGGGAGGAGGUGGGGGAGGACGGCACGGUGGAGACGAUCAUCCCCUCGGAAGGCGCGAAGGCAGACGGCAGACGUAGGCCGUCGUCCUCGUCCGACCACGACGAUAUCGGGAGGCGGCCGUCUUUGGAGCGUCCCAGCAGCCUGGUGGAGAAGGAUGUGGAGGAGGGGGAGGAGGAUGCCCAGCGUACCAUCUCCUCCGUUCUGUCCUCCAUCACCUUCGACAAUGAGCAACCCUCAACCACCGUCGCCGCCCCCUCUCCCGCAGCCACCAUACCCGCCCGCACCACCCUGCCCCGCUCACACCCCGCCGCGCGCCGCUCCUCCUCCCCCCUCAGGACAACCCUCCCCAGAGCCGGCAGCCGCGCCUCAGGAUUCACGAUGAACUUGUCGGAGAAGUUCGUGACGGAGCUGAGUUUCUACGACCCCUGGGGGAGCGACGCACCCCUGCAGAGCGCCGUCAUCCUGCUGGGGGUGUUUCUGGCCACAGAUCAGGUCAUGGGGGACCACUCCAUCUACAAGGUGUCCCCCGUGAGCCCUCUGGCGGCACUCAAGAUAAAGCCACAAGACAGGCUGCUAAAGAUCAACGGAGUGAGUCUUGCCGGCUGGUCACACGCCUGCGUCGUAGAUUUCGUCAAGAGCCUCACCCUGUCCGCCGCUGCAGCCUCCACCAUCACCACCAACACAAACAACUCCACCAACGCCAACACCACCAACGCUGCAGACACCCCGACGGACCUCACGCUGAGUCUGGAGCUCCGGCGGGUCGGCAGGAGCGUCAGGUCCCCACAGGAGGCACCCCCCAGCAGGAUACUGGACGCCACCCUCAGGAUCAAAAGGAAACGAGCCACCGUGACGGCCGUGCAGCAGCGUGAGGCGUGUGUGAGGCACCGCUCGACCCUUCCGCGGCGCAUCGGCGUGGCUCACAAGGCCCUGCACCUGUCCACCUGCCUCGCCGAGUCAGGUGUAGCGGGUCUGGAGGUGCGCGUCGGCGACCAGACUGAAGAAGGCCAGUUCCUCUUCCACUCCUUCGACGUAUCCAACACCACCUCCACCCCGCCCUCCUCCUCCACCCAUCACAGAGGUAGAGACUGCAGGGGUGGUGAUGUUGGUGUAGGAAGUGGUGGUGAUGGUGGUGGAGGUGGAGGGGAUGUGGUGGUGGUGGAGACUGCCGAACCGCGCGCCUGGUUUCUCAACGCCACCUCUUCUUCCUCGGUUGCUCUCAUGUACGCAGCAGCAGUCGAGGUGGAGACGCUGAUGCAGGAGGACGUGCGCUUCUUUUGCCUGGUGCCUGAGCCCGCCGAGGAACACGUCUACAGGCUACAGAACAUUGCCACGGGCGCCUUCCUCUCGGUCGCGUUAGGGUCCGUCGGGCUGGUGACAAGAGGCGCCGACGGGACGCUGCCUGACUCCACCCGCCUCCACGUACCCCCCUGCUAGUCGCCUCCUCCUCCUCCUUCUCCUCCUCCCAUGCUUUAGUCUCGUCCAACUUUUCUUCUAUUUCUCCUCCUCCUCUUCUACUUGUCCUUCUCCUCCUUCUACUCUUCGUUCUCGUCUUCGUUCUCAUUUUCGUCAUCGUCCUUUUUCUCUUUCUCGUUCGCCUCAUUUUUCUCCUCAUUUUGUAUUUUUCUUUUUCUUCGGUUGCUCCUUUUCGUUUCCCGUCCCUUUAUUCUAUUCCUUAAAUUCCUCUUCCUUUCCUUCCUUCUUGUGUGUUAUUCAUGCUUUUAUAUAUCAUUUAUUAUCAGGACACUUACAUAAACAAGUAUAACAUAUUCAUAUAAUUCAUUUUUACUUUGCUUCAAUUCCUUCAAUACAAAUCAGUUAGCCCUUCAAAUACCCCGCUAAUCCCGUUUUCCUUUUAUCUCUGCUAUAUCUGUAUUUUUACCAUUUUUUCCUCUAGGUAAAAUAAAGACUUGUGAUAUAUC